Molecule: messenger RNA, 1740 nt
Organism: Sphaerulina musiva SO2202
Lineage: Eukaryota; Fungi; Ascomycota; Dothideomycetes; Mycosphaerellales; Mycosphaerellaceae
Product: MFS general substrate transporter
Exons: 7
Coding region: 1-1740 (579 amino acids)
Biological process (GO): transmembrane transport
Cellular component (GO): fungal-type vacuole membrane
Molecular function (GO): transmembrane transporter activity
Source: RefSeq, a predicted model, not a curated record
AUGUCAUUGCUGCAGCGCGUGACAUCAAUAGACGGAAACGACCUCGACACUUCCUCGGUGCACAACUACAACAACAACAAAGACCAGAGAUAUGGCACUGUCCGAUCGUUGAGAACUGUCAUCUCCUACGACAUCUUACCGCAGCCCGAAGAAGAUUCCUUCGCCACACAUCCCACGGGAGGCGUCACUGCCUACAAAGUCUCCGAAGCACAACGACUUGCGCAGGUCAUCAUCACCAUCGUAUCGUGUUGGCUGGCGUCGGGAAUCGUGUUUGGAUUCGCAGCAUUGAAGCCCGUUCUCGUGGAUCAAGGCGUGUAUCGAGAGUUUUGUUCGGCCGAAGAACUAGAGUUGGAUGUCGAAGUGUGCUACGAACAGGAUCUCCGAUUGAAUGUCUUCUUCGCCAUAGCAUCGACGACAUGCAAUGUCUCUGCACUCGCAGUGGGUACGAUCCUGGAUCGAUACGGCCCUCGAGUGGCGGGCAUCAUAGGAAGUCUCAGUUUGGCCGCGGGAAGUGCCUUGAUGGGAAGUGCAUUUGCCAUUCCCGAGUUCGAUGGCUAUAUCGUGGGCAAUAUACUCCUCAGUUUAGGAGGAACAUUCAUCUUCGUGCCAUCGUUUCAAGUUGCCAAUGCUUUCCCCAAGUGGUCCGGUACCAUCGUGGCAAUGGUGACGGGAGCCUUCGAUGCUUCGGCGGCCGUUUUUCUCUUCUUUCGCAUCGCGUAUGAAGCAUCUGGUGGCACUUUCGGCCCAGAAAAGUUCUUCUUCGGCUACUUGAUUGUUCCAGCACUCAUCCUCAUAGCACAGCUGACCGUGAUGAACCACGAUGGCUACAAGACUCUGCCUCAAUUGGAACGGAAGAUUGAGAAAGAACAGGACUACUCUCGAGAUGUCCACGACUCUGAUGAUGAAUUAAGCGACGAUGACGAGGUGAACCGACUGCGCCAACACAGGCGCGAACAUCGACAAUCCGUUUUGCAGAAGCUCGAAGAGCUCGUCGGAGACUCCGAAGAGCGCCAGCUUCGAGAAGAAAGGAAAGAAGAGCAGUUAGCCACCAGUGGAGUGUGGGGAGCUCUGCAUGGUAAAAGCUGGAGCCAACAGCAGAUGCUGAGCCCGUACUUUAUCCUGAUAACGCUCUUAACCGUAUUGCAGAUGCUGAGGAUGAAUUUCUUCAUCGCUACCAUCAGGUCGCAGUAUGAGUACAUGCUUGGAUCCGAGCACCUUGCCCGGAACGUGAAUCUCUUUUUCGACAUUGCUCUGCCAAUUGGUGGCGUUGCAGCUACGCCAUUCAUAGGUAUGCUGCUGGACAAUGUCUCGACAGCUGUGAUGUUGGCAGGUUUGGUUGCUCUCAUUACUGCUGUUGGAGUUCUUGGGUCGCUGCCGUUUGCGUGGGCCGCGUAUGGCAAUGUGAUUCUCUUCGUGCUGCUCAGGCCCUUGUACUAUUCAGCGAUGAGUGAUUAUGCGGCGAAAGUCUUUGGCUUUGCCACUUUUGGCCGUGUCUACGGUACCAUCAUCUGCUUCAGCGGCUUGGUCAACCUUACCCAGCCUUUGAUCGACGCUGCCAACCAUGAGCUUUUCCACGACAAUCCAACACCAAUCAACAUCACACUUUCAGCACUCGGCCUUGUCUUCGGAGCUGCUCUCGUGGGUUAUGUAUGGGUAAAAGGACCUCAGGUCCGCCCGGUGACGCAUUUGGUUGAUGAAAGGAGUCGUCUUUUACCGGACGUAAUCGAGGAGGAAGCUUAA